Messenger RNA from Oryzias melastigma (Indian medaka), 2228 nucleotides. RefSeq names its product aldolase C, fructose-bisphosphate, b (gene aldocb). Gene Ontology annotation, cellular component: cytosol. Gene Ontology annotation, molecular function: fructose-bisphosphate aldolase activity. The transcript has 9 exons. The record is from RefSeq and is a predicted model, not a curated record. Lineage: Eukaryota; Metazoa; Chordata; Actinopteri; Beloniformes; Adrianichthyidae. Gene Ontology annotation, biological process: fructose 1,6-bisphosphate metabolic process; glycolytic process. The coding region runs from base 164 to 1255 and encodes 363 amino acids.
GUCGCUCCAUCACCUGACGCAAUCGCGUUGGCUCCGCCUGGUUCGAUCGAAGCCUUUUUGUAAAGCGUCACGUUGCUCUGCAGCACUGAAACAGGAGACUUCGCAUCCUCCGAGUACAGCCUACUCUGCUCUCUGUCCUCUCCGACAUCUCUUAGCAGCCACCAUGACUCACCAGUACCCCGCGCUGACUCCUGAGCAGAAGAAGGAGCUCCAGGAAAUUGCUCAGAGGAUAGUCGCUCCAGGAAAGGGCAUCCUGGCCGCAGAUGAGUCCACUGGCAGCAUGGCCAAGCGUUUGAACCCCAUUGGGGUUGAGAACACGGAGGAGAACCGGCGCCGGUACCGCCAGCUGCUCUUCACCGCCGACCAGCGCAUCGACAGCUGCAUCGGAGGGGUCAUCUUCUUCCACGAAACCCUCUACCAGAAAACCGACGAUGGCGUCCCCUUCGCCCAGCUCAUCAAAGACCGUGGCAUUGUUGUUGGCAUCAAGGUGGAUAAGGGUGUCGUCCCUCUCGCCGGAACAAACGGAGAGACCACAACUCAGGGUCUGGACGGACUGUCUGAGCGUUGUGCCCAGUACAAGAAAGACGGCGCAGACUUCGCCAAGUGGCGUUGUGUGCUGAAGAUCAGCGAAACCACACCCUCUGAGCUGGCCAUCUUUGAGAACGCUAACGUGCUGGCCCGAUACGCUAGCAUCUGCCAGCAGAAUGGAAUUGUUCCUAUUGUGGAGCCUGAGAUCCUUCCUGAUGGAGACCAUGACCUGAAGCGCUGCCAGUACGUCACAGAGAAGGUCCUAGCUGCAGUCUACAAGGCUCUCUCAGACCAUCAUGUGUACCUGGAGGGGACAUUGCUGAAGCCUAACAUGGUCACUCCUGGACACUCCUGUCCCACCAAGUUCAGUAACCAGGAGAUCGCCAUGGCUACCGUCACUGCCCUGCGCCGCACAGUGCCUCCAGCUGUCACAGGAGUUACAUUCUUGUCUGGCGGCCAGUCUGAAGAGGAGGCCAGCGUGAACCUGAACGCCAUCAACACCUGCCCGCUCCUCAAGCCCUGGGCUCUGACCUUCUCCUACGGCCGUGCCCUGCAGGCCUCCGCCCUCAACGCCUGGAAGGGAGUGCUCAACAAUGAGAAAGCCGCCACUGAGGAAUUCAUCAAGCGCGCUGAGGCGAACGGGCUGGCUGCUCUUGGCAAGUACGUGUCAUCUGGAACCGGCACCGCCGCCUCACAGUCUCUCUACGUGGCGAACCACGCCUACUAAACAUGGAAGGACCACAUUCAGCCGUGGCCUAGUUUUAGUCUUAAAUCUGCUCUUCUGUCCCCUCUCACUCCUCCAUCGACCACAGGCCUGCGCUCUCUAUUGUACCUUAAUAUCAGAGUAAUAAACAUUGUUAGAUAAGUGUAUUUUAAACGAAUGUGAUGUUAUAACACUGAAGGGAACAGGAUUAUUGUUUGGAUUUCUUUCCCUCUUUGAACAGUUCGAGGCAAAUUUGAGAUGUUAUAUUUGUGAUGAGGCUGAAAAACCAGAAGCCAGAGACUCCAGAAUGUGAUGAGGAUCAUCCGUCAGUAUUCAUUUCUCGCGCCUGCCUCCAUGUCAGGUGCCUUCUCCCUACGAGCAGACUAAAAUCCGCAUGAGUGUUAGUGUCGCGCUUCUGUUUGAAACACAAUGUGCGCUCAUUGUGUCCUCUUCGUACCAACAUCCACAUCAACAGUGGGACCAACUAAUUACACGUGGGCAUCAGUUAAAGCGCAGCAUGGCGACGAGAACAGUGAAAGGUCUGAUCUGGGUUAUCUUUUGAUAGAGGGUCCCAGCAGAGAUCACACGGUACUGUAAUAACCCGCUCCACACCGGCUUUCACCCUGAUCUUUUCCAUGUGUUCCUUAUGACCAUUAAUACAAACUAAAAACAUCAUCUGUGUCUUUUCUGUAUAACAUUAGCUCUCAAAGUCAUGCAGUAAUUGAUGUAUUUUGUUAUGUGAAGGUGUCAAUAUUGUGUGAUGCUUGUGUCACCUCUCCCCCCCCCCCUGUCCUGCUUUUCCCUGCUGGCCCCUCGGGAAGAUCAGAGGAAGUCUAUUGAAAUGUAUGUCAAUCAAAUGGACCAACGUGUGGGACCAGCAGCACAGAAACAUUCACUGCUUUGUUGAAAUACUGUGUUUGUGAUGUUAAUAUUGUUCUUGAAACACUCGGUGUGUCAUGUAGUGGAGAUAAUAAACUAAAAUACAAAUUAAACCUGA